AUGGCACGAAAUCUACGCAUUUGCAUGCUUAAUGCCGAUGCACCGGUGCCUGUUGUUGCCGCCGAGCGCGCCCCCACCUAUGGGCGUAUCUUCCACCAACUUCUUUCGUCCGCAGCUGCCAACACAAAGUCACCAUGCGCGUCCUUGGACCCUGUCAUUAAGAUCACAUCUACGGACUUCGACGUCACGAAGAACGAAUAUCCCAGCUCGAUAGCAGAGUUCGACGCUGUCAUCAUCUCGGGCUCUGCGAACUCGGCCUACGAUGAGCUGCCCUGGAUACGCAAACUCGCAAGAUGGACGAAAGAAUUAUAUGAGAAAGAGCCCAGGGUGAAGAUCUUCGGCAGCUGCUUCGGCCACCAAUUGGUGUGUCAAGCUCUACUAGGGGAUUAUGGUGUGAAGGUGGAGAAGCACCCGGAAGGCUGGGAACUCGGGGUAAAAGAGAUCACACUGCAACGGCAAUUCUACACCGAAUUCUUGGGGGAUGGUGGAGGCGGGGAAGAUAAAUAUGGCAAAAAGAUGAAGCUACAAUUCGUGCAUCACGACCACGUGGUUGUUCCAGAUUUAGAAGCGCUGCCGGGCUCCUGGACAACGCUGGGAAGUACUCAGCAUUGCGCUAAUCAGGGCAUGUACGAACCUGGUCGUGUCCUCACAUUCCAGGGUCACUUCGAGUUCGAUCGUUUCAUCAACAGUGAGACAAUCAAAUAUUUCUUCCCGAAUUGGCAGCCUAAGGUCUUGGAAGAGACGCUCGACGCUAUCGAUGCGGAUGACGAUUCUGUGGCAGCAGCUGGAGUUGUCUUGAAGUUCUUCUUGGGCGACAGUGCUAGAAAGCAUGGUCAGUUACAUGCUGUCGUUGGGGGUUUACUCACGCCGCCGUCAAGAGAAUGA
Messenger RNA from Alternaria ethzedia, 885 nucleotides. RefSeq lists its product as uncharacterized. The transcript has a single exon. Gene Ontology annotation, cellular component: nucleus; cytosol. NCBI's taxonomy places the organism in Eukaryota, Fungi, Ascomycota, Dothideomycetes, Pleosporales, Pleosporaceae. The coding region runs from base 1 to 885 and encodes 294 amino acids. The record is from RefSeq and is a predicted model, not a curated record.